Molecule: messenger RNA, 684 nt
Organism: Cyphomyrmex costatus
Lineage: Eukaryota; Metazoa; Arthropoda; Insecta; Hymenoptera; Formicidae
Product: GATA zinc finger domain-containing protein 4-like
Exons: 6
Coding region: 13-684 (223 amino acids)
Source: RefSeq, a predicted model, not a curated record
UUCUCCAGAACAAUGACUAACUUACAGAUAAAAAGAGCGCCUCCGUCAAUAGGAUAUUCUAAUUUUCAAAGAAAUUAUAGCUCAAAUGAUGGCAAACAAAAUAAGUUGUCUUGCACGAAUGUGGCUGAUAAAAAUAACGACAACGACAUACAUUUAAAAAGUAUGCCCAGUAUGCCACUGCCAAAAUACACCAGUCUUCAAAAGAACUUUAGCUCAAAUGAUGACAAAGAAAAUAACUUGCCUCGCAUGAACGUGACUAUUUCUGAUGAAAGUAAUGACAACGACGUACAUAUAAAAAGUAUGCCACUGGCAAGAUAUUCCAGUCUUCAAAAAAACUGUAGCUCAAACGAUGACACAGAAAAUAACUUGCCUUGCAUGAACGUAGCUACUUAUGAGAAAAACAACAACGAUGUAUGUGUGAAAAAUAUGCUACCGUCGGCAAGAUAUUCCAGCCAAAAAAACUUUGGUUCAAACGGCAACCAAAAUAACUUGUCUUCUGUGGCUUCUUCGAUUGAACAGUCUUCAGCAGAUAUAAACAGUGAUGUAGAUUCAAGGCAGUAUGCAUUUAAAGAACUUUCGCCCAAAUCUGGAAACAGUGAAAGAGCAGUGUCACAAAUUUUAUCACCUUCAACAGAAUUUAAAGAAUCAAAUAUAUUACAAAACAGCUUUCAUUGUGAGCUUUAA